Molecule: messenger RNA, 1528 nt
Organism: Poecile atricapillus (Black-capped chickadee)
Lineage: Eukaryota; Metazoa; Chordata; Aves; Passeriformes; Paridae
Gene: VWC2
Product: von Willebrand factor C domain containing 2
Exons: 4
Coding region: 206-1195 (329 amino acids)
Biological process (GO): negative regulation of BMP signaling pathway
Cellular component (GO): AMPA glutamate receptor complex
Molecular function (GO): protein binding
Source: RefSeq, a predicted model, not a curated record
CGGCAGGUCUGCGGAGGCGAGCGGGCAGCAACAAGCCGCCGCUGGCCACCUGCCCGCGGCCCCGCCAUGGGAGCCGAGCGCGGGGCGAGGCUCGCCGCCCCGAGCCGCCGCCGGGGCUGAGCGCGGCGCUAGCGCAGGGACUGUGGAUCGAUGAAGCACUUCCCUCCGAUGUGAAUGCAGUGUCCCCUGUGGGAUGCAGUAGGUGAUGCCCAGCUGUACUGCAAUGGCAAUUGGAGCUCUCUCUAGUUCUCUUCUCGUAACCUGCUGCCUCAUGGUUGCCCUCUGUAGCUCCACCGUACCCGUACAAAAACUGGCCAAGGCUCAAGACAAACAGGAGAUAAAGACCAGCCAGGAAAAGAGGGAUCACACAAGGGACAGCCAGACAGGUCCAGGAAAAAUGAAUGAGAUCGGCAGGAGCGGGAGGGAGGAGGGUAGCAGGGACUGGAAGAGCAAAGGGAACAGGAACUACUCGAACAAGGAGUCUUGGACUAAGCUAAAGCAGGCUUGGAACAGCCAGGGGACAAGCAGUAAAUCUGGGAGCAUUCAAGUGCAAGAACAAAGGGAUGCUGCUCCUGAGGAACGUCAGGUGGCUGAAGAUUCAUCUCUCCCAGCAUCUGUUGCAAGUGUCACUCCCGAGCCUCCGGAGGAGUACGCCUAUCCGGACUACCGUGGCAAAGGCUGCGUGGACGAGAGUGGCUUCGUCUAUGCCAUCGGUGAGAAGUUUACGCCGGGCCCCUCUGCCUGCCCCUGCCUCUGCACUGAAGAGGGCCCGCUAUGUAUCCAACCCGAGUGCCCCAGGCUCCACCCUCGCUGCAUCCAUGUGGACACCACGCAGUGCUGCCCGCAAUGCAAGGAGAGGAAGAACUACUGCGAAUUCCGAGGGAAAACCUACCAGACCCUAGAGGAGUUCAUGGUUUCUCCAUGUGAGAGGUGUCGCUGUGAAGCCAAUGGCGAAGUGCUGUGCACGGUCUCAGCCUGUCCCCAGACCGAGUGUGUGGAUCCGGUGUAUGAGCCUGACCAGUGCUGUCCCAUCUGCAAAAAUGGCCCAAACUGUUUUGCAGAAACCCUUGUCAUUCCAGCAGGCCGGGAGGUGAAAACUGAUGAAUGCACUAUAUGUCACUGUACUUACGAAGAAGGCACUUGGAGGAUUGAACGGCAAGCAAUGUGCACUAGACAUGAAUGCAAGCAAAUAUAGGAAAUCUACACGUAUACGGACUUUUUGUGGUUUUUAUAAAAUAUCCCACAGCGGUGAGAACCCAAGAUGAUGCAGGGAAAUCCAAAUGAGAAGAUUCUGGCAAGGAGCAAGGAGUAAAAUACUGAUAUUUUGUUUUUCAAAGUAACAUAAUAUUGCAAGGCAAAAAAGUGCAUAUAUUUAAAACGUUUGUACAUAAGAAUACCUGUCUUAAAUGUGUUAUUUUCAGAGUAAGUACACUAAAAUACACUAUAAAAUAUUCUAUGUAUUUCUAUAAUACCAUUAUAGAGCUUAAAAAUAAAUGUUUUAUAUAGACAAUACAGAUUGAAGUACUGU